CUACUUCAUCACUCACAAAUACACAAUCAAAUGCAUUCUUUGCGUUUUGCGUUUCGUUUGAACAAUUGAAGAAUUCAUUUUGAAACAACAACAACUCUUUCUCAUAUAUAAACCGUUUCAAAACCCUUAUGUUUCAUUUUCCCCCAAAUUCAAAACCCUAACCCUAAUUUCUCUCUCAAUUUUCCCAAUUUCUCAAUUUCACACCCCACCAUGAGCAAUGAGAUUGUUCAAAAGCCUCCACCAUCAAUCCUCGUUGGUCGAUUCAAAGCUUUGUUGAAUCAACGUCGUGAAGAAGAUCCUAGGUUGAGAAAUUCGCAACCUUCAACAGAAGAAAUUGUUCAGAUUUACGAGCUUUUGUUGUCUGAACUCACGUGUAAUGUUAAACCUAUCAUCACUGAUCUUACUAUCAUUGCUGAACAACAUCGUAAUCAUGCUAAAGGAAUCGCUUUUGCUAUUUGCAACCGUAUUGUUGAGGUGUCUGCAGAUCAAAAGCUACCUUCACUCUAUCUCUUGGACAGUAUUGUGAAGAAUGUUGGCCAGGAAUAUGUUCGAUACUUCUCGCAGCGUCUACCCGAAGUUUUCUGCGUGGCAUACAGACAAGUUGAUCCAAGUUUACAUUCUGCUAUGCGACAUCUCUUUGGUACCUGGUCAAAAGUCUUCCCUCCUUCUGUCUUACGGAAGAUUGACGUGGAAUUGCAAUUUUCUAAACCAGUUAAUAAUCAACCAUCAGGCGUUAAUUCCCUUAGGGCUUCUGAAUCUCCUCGACCAACUCAUGGGAUACAUGUUAACCCAAGAUACGUAAGACAAAUAGAACACUCUACUUCAGUUAUUGAUAGUGUUGCAGGUGAAAGGUUAGACUCAACAGGAACUGCUGGAAAUGCAAAUUUCGGUCUUCUUGCUAGUAAGAUUAAUCAAUUUGUCCCAAGUAGGGUUGGAAGAUCAUCGUCACCACCAAGAAUUGGACUUGAUAGGCAUAUGCCCUCAUAUAUGGAUGAAUAUUUAGCUGACAAUUCUACUGGUAGGACAGUCGAGAGAGAAUCUCCCCAUCAUGCUGUUGAUUAUGGCCUAGUUAAAGGAUUAGGUAGAGAAGAAGAGUCGAGUGAGUGGUCGCGAAAGCCGUUUUCUGGUGAUAGUCGGAAGAGAUUUCAAACUUCUAUGACAUAUAGCCUUAGUAACGGACAACCACGUCAAAAUCCAAGAGCACUAAUUGAUGCCUAUGGUAGUGACAAAAGCCAAGAAACUUCUGGCAGUAAGCCUUUGUUAGUUGAGCGGCUGGAUAGAAAUGGUAUGGAUAAGGUUAUGACAACAUCAUGGCAGAAUACUGAAGAGGAGGAGUUCGAUUGGGAAGAUAUGAGUCCGACAGUAGUAGACCAUGGUAGAAGUAAUGGUUUCCUGCAACCAACUAUCGGUUUCUCAUCAGAAAAGCCUGUUACUGUUGCAGCCAAUGCAACUUCUUCAGUGUCAAGGGUGUUUCCUGGUCUCAAUUCAAAUAUUGAGUACCGUCCACCAGUUUUGCCUGCAGCUUUUGAAACAAGGCACUCCGUAAAUGUGCAUGCUCCACGUCCUCCCAGCAUAACUCCUAUAUUUCCAUCGAAGAAUCCUGUUAGGAAUCCUUUCGAAUCAAUAAAUGCCAAUAGUACCAUUGUGAGUCAUGGUCUAAUCAAUAGGCCUUUUCCUAUGCAUGAACAAUCGUUGCACGGUGUUGAGAACAAUGAUAUCAAUAAAAGAAACCUGUAUCAGCUACCUAAUCAGCUUCCUGGUCUGAUUUCAUCUAACCCGCCAAACAGUGUACAAACACCGUCAUUCCAGUUUUUUCCACCUCAGGAUCCAGCAGCGUCACAAUUUACUUAUAGGCCAUCUUUGCCAGGUCAUGGUCCUGCUAUGAGUAACCCCCUGCCAAAUGUACGACCUGUUAUGCCACUCCCUUUGCCAGGCCAAAGAAUCGGAAACAACUCUUUUCAUUUCCAGGGGGGAGCUUUGCGACCUUUACCUCCACCUGGCCCACAUGCUCCAUCCCAGAUGCCACCUCAUCCCAAUCCUAGUCCAUUUGUACCAAACCAACAGCCAACUGUUGGAUAUUCUAAUUUGAUUAAUUCACUCAUGGCCCAAGGUGUAAUCUCAUUGACUAAUCAAGCCCCUUCACAGGAUUUUGUUGGCAUUGAGUUUGAUCCAGAUACUCUGAAGGUUCGUCAUGAAUCUGCAAUCAGUGCCUUAUACGGUAAUCUUCCUAGACAGUGCACAACUUGUGGCCUCCGAUUCAAAUCCCAAGACGAGCACAGCAGUCACAUGGAUUGGCAUGUGACUAAGAACCGUAUGUCUAAAAACCGUAAGCAGAAGCCCUCUCGUAAAUGGUUUGUGAGUGAGACGAUGUGGCUUAGUGGUGCAGAGGCAUUGGGAACUGAAUCAGCUCCAGGUUUUUUGCCAACCGAGACCACUGAGGAAAAGAAAGAAGAUGAAGAGUUGGCAGUUCCGGCCGACGAGGACCAAAAUACAUGUGCAUUAUGUGGAGAACCUUUUGAAGAGUUUUACAGUGAUGAAACGGAGGAGUGGAUGUAUAGAGGAGCUGUAUACCUUAAUGCGCCUAAUGGAAUAACAACAGGCAUGGACAGGUCGCAGUUAGGCUCCAUUAUUCAUGCUAAAUGCAGAUCUGAAUCUACCCCGUGUGAAGAUUUUGUGAUGGACGAAGGGGGUACCUAUGAAGAAGGCAGUCAAAGAAAACGAAUGCGGAGCUGACUAAACUAGUCCAUUUUUGUCCACUGUAACUUAUGAGUUUCGGAUUAAUGUAUGCUUUUACAUUUUUUUAAAAGUAGAGCAGAAUCUUCUGAAAUACAUGGCCUCUUGCCUAAAUUAUGUACAUGUAUAGGUGCUCCUGUGUAACAUCCAUAGUUUAUUGCAGUCAAAAGGUUACAUUUAACCUGCAAAUUUUCAGUUCCUUACCUUUAUUGUCCCCAAAAAAGCUUUCAAAAUUGUCAUUUCUUUUACAUUAUUUCUGGGAUGGAGCAGUAGUUACUGGGGACAUGGCAAAGGAUCCAUGAGCAUUUACUGUUUGAAUUGCUGUACCGAAUAUAAAUGGUGCAUUGAUGAAUGGAUGAGAAUACUACAGAUAUUUCA
Medicago truncatula (barrel medic) is the source of this 3111-nucleotide messenger RNA. RefSeq names its product polyadenylation and cleavage factor homolog 4. Gene Ontology annotation, biological process: mRNA 3'-end processing; termination of RNA polymerase II transcription. Bases 211 to 2733 code for a protein of 840 amino acids. Gene Ontology annotation, cellular component: mRNA cleavage factor complex; cytoplasm. Gene Ontology annotation, molecular function: mRNA binding; RNA polymerase II complex binding. The transcript is spliced from 6 exons. The record is from RefSeq and is a predicted model, not a curated record. Lineage: Eukaryota; Viridiplantae; Streptophyta; Magnoliopsida; Fabales; Fabaceae.